AUGAGCCGCCACCUUGCGCUGUGUCUUUGCGUGUCCGGCCUCCUAACCGGAAGCAUUCCAGUGACGCGCCGCGUGUCCACCGAGGACCCUUUAAGGCCUUCGUGCAUCACAGUAGAUGACCCGUAUGAAGACUUGAAGGAUGUGAAAAUCUAUGCGUUGGUUUAUUAUGGGAGGAGAUCCUAUGUGGAUAUCCUCAACGCUUACCUCGAGCGAAACCUCCGCACCAACGGGGGAGUGCUGGAUGGUGUGAUUUUUGCCAUGGUGAAGUACACCAUGGAGGACAUGAACUAUUUGAUCAUGCUGCAGCGCCGAAACCCUAAGAGCUAUAUUAUCCCUUGGCACAUGGAAGGUGGUGCCUGGGAUGUCAUUUGGCGAUUAGCCGAUGAACCUGGAGCUUAUUACAUCAAAAUCGAUGAUGACGUGGUCUUCAUCGCGGAUGGCGCCAUUCCAGACAUGAUCCGUGAGAAGCGUCGUGGGCGCUUCCUGUUCGUGUCUGCCAAUGUGGUGAAUCAUGGGAUCCUCUCGGCAGUGCAUCAAGAGAUGUCCUCCAUCCCACACCUGGAGAAGCCGCCGAUGGAAGUGGGGCAAACGCUGGAAGAGCAGAAGCUCGGGCCGUGGCAGUACAAGGGUGAGGUCAUGGUGGAUCCGCGCUACCGCAUUGAGCAUACCUUCUACUCCGACUGUGUUUGGAGGCGCUGGGAUUGUGCUGCCCUGGUACACGAGGCACUUCUCUGGCGACUAGAACAGAACUCCUCCUGCCUCUUCGAUUUUGGAAUUUUCGACUUUCACGCGCAUGGCUAUGAGACGAUGAGCGAUGGACUUGGGCGCUCGAUUGACUGGAACGACAACUUCUUCGCUUUUCAACAUGAGGAUUUCGACGACAUUGAUUGGGUUGGUGUUGCUACUGAUGAUGAACGUCAGAUGAGCACAUUGCAUCCCAAGCAGCGGGGAGAGCACGCAGGCGCACUUGGCAGUGCCAUCAUCGCACAUUGGACCUUCUCGAUUCAAGAGAAGGGACUCCUGAAGAAUACCACGCUCUUGGAACGUUACCGAGCGCGCGCCGAGAUCAUCAUGCAGGACAAUGCUGAACGCUUCUAUUUUGGUGAGUUUCAGCCCAGAGGGCAUCUCUGGGAACGGUGA
Durusdinium trenchii is the source of this 1140-nucleotide messenger RNA. NCBI's taxonomy places the organism in Eukaryota, Dinophyceae, Suessiales, Symbiodiniaceae. The record is from the annotation of a GenBank genome assembly.